UCUUCUCAUCUUUAAAUCUCAUUACGCGCACUGAUCCCCCUGCUCUCCAAACCAAGAAGAUGCCCAAACCCUCACCGUGCGUGUUCCCAUGGUCCUCCCUGUGGCUGGCAUCUUUGGCUACUUUGGUGGUGCAGUCUGUGCUCUCUUCCUCCUACUCUUCUUCUUCUUCCUCCACAUAUCAGAGACCUGCUGCCGGUGGGAAGCGACCGGGCUUUAUGGAGAGGACGCUGGUUCUCCUGGAUGUCAACACCCGCAGUCCGAUCAGAGUCCUCAACGACAACUUCCUUUCUUUGCAGCUGGACCCCUCGAUCAUCAAAGACGGUUGGCUGGACUUUCUGAGCUCCAAGCGGCUCGUGACCCUGGCGCGCGGCCUGUCGCCUGCCUUCCUGCGUUUUGGUGGAAAGCGGACAGACUUCCUGCAGUUCAACAACCAGAAGAACCUCGCUAAGUUCAGAGGCCCGGGGCCGGACUACUACCUGAAGAACUACGAAGACGAUAUAGUGCGCAGUGACAUUGCACUGGACAAACAGAAGGGCUGCAAACUGGCCAGCCACCCUGACAUAAUGCUGGAGCUGCAGAGGGAGAAGGCUGCCACCACACAGCUCGUCCUGCUGAAAGAGCAACUGUCCAACAUCUACAGCAACAUUACAAUAACAGCCAGGUCUUUAGACAAACUGUACAACUUUGCCGACUGUGCUGGUCUGCACCUGAUCCUGGGACUCAACGCGCUGCACAGAAACCCAGACAACUCCUGGAACACGUCCUCCACCCUGAGCCUCCUGAAGUACAGCGCUGGCAAGAAGUACAACAUCUCCUGGGAGCUGGGCAACGAGCCUAAUGCCUACCGCAGCAUGGUGGGUCGUGCGGUCAACAGCACCCAGUUGGCUCAGGACUACACCAAGCUGCGGACCCUGCUGCAGUCUGUGCGCUACUACCAUCGAGCUCACCUCUACGGCCCCAAUGCAGGACGACCCCGGAAGAAUGCAAUCGUACUGCUGGAUGGGUUCAUGAAGAAUGCUGGUUCUGUUGUAGAUGCAGUUACGUGGCAACAUUAUUACAUGGACGGCAGAGUGAACAAAGCGGAGGACUUUCUAAAAACCCGUCUGUUGGACACACUGACUGAGCAGAUCACUAAAGUCACUAAGGUUGUGAACACACACACUCCUGGUAAGAAGGUGUGGCUUGGUGGACUGGGGCCGGCAUGGGCAGGGGGCAUCAAUAAUCUCUCUGACACAUAUGCUGCUGGCUUUCUGUGGGUGAACACGCUGGGUAUGGCUGCUGUGCAGGGGAUAGAUGUUGUGCUGCGUCACUCAUUCUUUGACUACGGAUACACACACCUUGUGGACCAGCACUUUAACCCCUUACCUGAUUACUGGUUUUCUCUGGUCUUCAAGCGUCUGGUUGGUCCGAGGGUUUUAGCGGUGCGAGUGGCUGGACUCCAGAGGAAGCCGCAACCAGGACGAGUCAUACGAGACAAGCUGCGUAUCUACGCCCACUGUACCAGCUACUACAAUCAUAACUAUGUAAGAGGGUCCAUAACAAUCUACAUCAUCAAUCUGCAUCGGUCACGAAAGAAAAUCAAGCUGGCGGGGACGUUACGGAACAAAACUGUCCAUCAGUACCUGCUGCAACCCUAUGGCACUGACGGACUCAGAGCCAAACAUGUCCAGCUGAACGGGGAGAAGCUGUUCAUGUCGGACAAUGAGACAUUUCCGGAGUUGAAGCCUAAGACGUUGAGGGCUGGACGGACUAUAGCCAUGCCUCCCAUGACCAUAGGCUUUUAUGUAAUAAAAAACAUAAACGCAUACGCCUGUCGAAGAUAACACUGACCCUGAGAUACAGGCGUGAUGCUCAAACCACCAACCCUCUGCCGGCUUGACUGAGGGAGGUCAGAAUUAGGGACUGGGAUUUUAGUGUUUUGCUCAAGGACACUUCAACAGAGUGGACACAUGGCUUGAAUACACUACAGUCCUCUGGUUUAACUGCAGCCUCUACAAUCGUUACAUCAGUGAUAAUAUUUAAAACGUCCUACCAAAUUAAAAUUAUCCUAGCCCUUCCCUUGCCCUCUUCUGUGGUGCGGCAAAGAAAGACUUGCCCGAGACACAUACAACGGGCUGCACUGAACACUUUUCAGUUCCUUUCACCAACUAUUCCUCAUAUGCUAUAAGACUUGUAUGGACAGUGGUUGUUUUGUGCCUUUGUGUGAAGUUUGUGUUUUGUAGUUACAGAAAUGCAAUAUCAAAACGUCCACAUUCUUUGACUUGAUUAAGCUAUUUUUUUUUCUCUUGGAUUGUCAAACCUAGGGUUCGUUAUCUCCGUGUCUGCCAAGAGUUUUUCUAAUCUUGCAUUAGUGGACAGACAAAAAAAGAAUGAGAGAAAACUCUGAACAGGCAGCGUUUCUGAGGUAUACACAAGUCAGCUUCAGUUUGACUUGAUCCUUUCCACAAAGAGAAAAUGCCGAGGUGAGUUUGUGUGUUUGAGGUCAGGCGUGGACUAACCAAGUGCUAUGUGUGUGUGUGUGUGUGUGUGUGUGUGCGUGUGUGUGUGCGCGCGUGCGUGCAUGUGUUUUAUUGAUAAAGCUACUGAUGUGUCUGUCCAGCCUGUUUGACGUGCCUCUGAAAGUAUACGUUUCUUCCUUUGCCAUAUCAAGUGGCUUAAAGGGAAAAUCUGUUUCUUUUAAAGGCCGUUUUGUAUGUUUCAAUUUAACUGCAGAGUACCAUAGCCAGGAUGUGUCGCUGGUGUUGUUUUGCAGCGACGCAUAGCUGGAGAACAAUGUGAACCCAUCCGUAACAUUUGCCCUCACGAAAAUCCGGGUUUUGCUUCAGAAUCGAAAAUUCUAAAAUGCUAGUUUUUCAGGUAUAUUUUAAUCUAUUUCACUUAUCUCUUUGAGUGUGAUCUCACUUUUUAUA
Toxotes jaculatrix (banded archerfish) is the source of this 2909-nucleotide messenger RNA. It is a transcript of the gene hpse2, whose product is annotated as heparanase 2. Gene Ontology annotation, cellular component: extracellular matrix; membrane. Gene Ontology annotation, molecular function: hydrolase activity, acting on glycosyl bonds. The coding region runs from base 60 to 1823 and encodes 587 amino acids. The transcript has 12 exons. Lineage: Eukaryota; Metazoa; Chordata; Actinopteri; Toxotidae. The record is from RefSeq and is a predicted model, not a curated record.